Messenger RNA from Colletotrichum higginsianum IMI 349063, 1230 nucleotides. RefSeq names its product Thyroid receptor-interacting protein 13. Bases 1 to 1230 code for a protein of 409 amino acids. Gene Ontology annotation, molecular function: ATP binding; ATP hydrolysis activity. Gene Ontology annotation, cellular component: nucleus; chromosome. NCBI's taxonomy places the organism in Eukaryota, Fungi, Ascomycota, Sordariomycetes, Glomerellales, Glomerellaceae. Gene Ontology annotation, biological process: meiotic recombination checkpoint signaling; reciprocal meiotic recombination. The transcript is spliced from 5 exons. The record is from RefSeq and is a predicted model, not a curated record.
AUGACAUUGACGACAACGACGACAUUCGAGUCUCUCCAACAAUUGACGCAGCAGGGAGACAUGCUGGACACCCACAAAAUGGCCGACACAGCUGUGACCCUUGGUCGCACCGACGAUUACAUCCUUGUCUCGAAGCCCAAGAAGGGCAUUGCCUACGUCGAGGCCCGCCUCAAGGACGACAGGAUUCUUCUCUCUAGGCUCGAACAAGAAUGGAGUCCGCCCAAGCUCAAAGACGAUACCGUCAUUUCCCUCGAGGCAGACCUCCUAAAAGAGCCCGUUUUCCACAAGGGCGUCCCCAGCGAGUUGUUCCACUCCCUUCGCGUCGUUGAAUUCCAGGGCCUUGAUCCCACCACUCGCGUCGUCUCCAUGCGUGAUGUUGCCAUCAAGGUCAACCUGUACCGUUGCACUCCCGAGUCGCCCUCUGUGUCCGAUGACGAGAUCGUCACCAUGCUGCCCAGUUCCACGCUUGACGGUCUCUGGGAACUCUUGGUCCUCGACCAUUCUGUUCAAUCUCGCAUCCUGCGAUGGGUCAACAACUACGCCAUGAGUCGCACCACUCAGCUGCCUCUUGCUUCAUCCGCAGCUAGUUCCAUCGUCCCUCUGCUCGGUCCAACCGGCUCUGGCAAAACAACAUUGACCAAGGCCCUCGCCCAAAAAGUGGCCAUCCGCUUAUGCGCAACCCACGAAACGAUCCGGCUGGUCGAAGCUGGCUCGCGGCAACCAUACAAUUUCAACCACUUUGCCAGGGGCGCCCUCGAGGAUCCAUCUUGCCUCCAUAUUCUCAUCAUCGACAACGUUGAAGCCAUUGCUUGGUCUUGCAAACGCCCAGAUGCCGAGCAGCACAUGAUCGAGACUGUUCGAAUCACAAGUCUCUGCCUUGCGGGCCUUGAUGUCCUGAGAGCAGUACCCAAUGCACUGGCCUAUGCUACAUGCAGCAUGGACACCAUGCUUGACGAUGGCCUUCUCGAUAGAUGCAGCAUCACGGCAAAUUUGACUUUGCUCAAGGCUCCCGAGCGCUACGAGAUGCUUCGACGCCGGCGUCAAGCCUGCGCGAAUUGCAGUAGCAUCCAUUGCGCCUCCUGGCUAUCUACUGUUACGCCGUUCUCCAGGAUCUCACUGUCGGCGAAACCGAAGACAACAACCCUGGCUCCCAGGUUCUUCGUCUGGCGAGAGUUGUCGGAAAUGACGCCUUCGCCCGGUUUGUGGCCUAUGUCGUCACCCGUGCUAUGA